Angiostrongylus costaricensis is the source of this 477-nucleotide messenger RNA. NCBI's taxonomy places the organism in Eukaryota, Metazoa, Nematoda, Chromadorea, Rhabditida, Metastrongylidae. The record is from the annotation of a GenBank genome assembly.
AUGGCCUGCUACGUCGAUCACCAGUUAUCACACUUUUUGGAAGAACAACUGCCGUAUAUCCGUCGUCGAUUCAUUUACGGGCUGGGCAAUUCUUUAGUGGAUAAGAUUUGGAGUGGCCAUCGCUCGUUACAGGAACGAGUAAUUCACAUGCGAGAGGAGCAAUGCGCCCUUGAGAGGACGCUCUACCAAAAUCGUCGUCAUUAUCUUAGUACUCUACAACAAGACUCUCAAAUCGAGGAGAAAUUGCUUGAGCACGACACCUACAUCGUCAGUGUUCUCGAUGACUACUUCAAACGUCAACAGCUUGCUCUUUCGGAAAUGAUGGUUCCCGGCUUUUUUGUUACCGACAAUCCCAUCGAUAUCGAAGUACAAAUGCUCAUUCUGGAAUUCAUUUUGCACGUCCGGCUCCCUGAACCCAUUGCCGUUUCACAAUCGUCUCAGCACGGAUCUCCUAUUGUGUACGUACAGCUGUCGUAG